AGAGACAGAGAGAAGGACAGCCAGUCCCCAGCUGGCGGAGUUAGAGGAAGCCUCCGAGCCGCACCUCCACCUGUUUCCACCAGGGACAUGCUGGGCAGAGCCGUGGCCCCGUCGUCGUCGUCGAGCCCCAGCCUGAUGUUCAGACGCCAGCGCGGAGUUUGACUGCGUGGAGCUCGUCCCGCUCCUCCUCCUCCUCCUCCCGCUCCUCUUCCUCCUGCUGCCGCUGCGUGUCUCGGUUUCUCGGGGAUAACCGCCGGCGGGAUGCAGGUGAAGAAGCCCCGGGACUCGGAGCGCAGCAGCGCGGCCGUGCUGGAGGGAGACGGCCUCCGCAAGAACUCGUCCUGCUUCUCCAACAUCAAGAUCUUCCUCAUCUCCGAGUGCGCGCUCAUGCUGGCGCAGGGCACCGUGGGGGCUUACCUGGUGAGCGUGUUGACUACCCUGGAGCGGCGGUUCAACCUGCAAAGCGCUGAUGUCGGAGUGAUAGCCAGCAGCUUCGAGAUUGGCAACCUGGCGUUGAUCCUGUUUGUCAGCUAUUUCGGAGCCCGAGCGCAUCGGCCGCGUCUGAUCGGCUGCGGGGGCAUCGUCAUGGCCCUCGGCGCCCUUCUAUCCGCUUUACCCGAGUUUCUGACGAGUCAGUACGAAGUUGGGGAAGGACUGUGGAGGACUGACAUGGGUCGGGAUGUUUGUGCCAACAACAGCAGAAGGGACGCUCAGUUGGGGGACACUUUAUGUACCAACAAAGCCAACACCAACAUGAUGUACCUGCUGCUGAUUGGAGCUCAGGUCCUGCUGGGGAUUGGAGCCACACCAGUGCAGCCCCUGGGGGUUUCCUAUAUCGAUGAUCACGUAAAGAAGAAGGACUCUUCCCUCUAUAUAGGAAUCCUCUUCUCCACUCUGGUGUUCGGACCCGCCUGCGGCUUCAUCCUGGGCUCCGUCUGCACCAAGUUCUACGUGGACGCCAUCUUCAUCGACACCAGUUCGUCUGCAGGUAAGCUGGGCAUCACCCCAGACGACCCUCGCUGGAUCGGGGCCUGGUGGGCCGGCUUCCUCCUGUGUGGUGCCUUACUCUUCUGCUCGGCCGUCCUGAUGUUCGGCUUCCCGCAGUCGCUGCCGACCAAGGAGAAGGAGGAGGGAACGGAGAGCGAGCAAGUGAUGCUGCCUCCUUCUCUCAGUCCCGAGUAUGAGACUCCAAAGCCCAGCAAUGGAGCGGCGCUGGGCCAUGAGCCUGUCAGCAGCGCCACCUGCUGCCAGCAGCUGAGAGUGAUUCCCAAGGUGACCAAGCACCUGCUGUCGAACCCGGUGUUCACCUGCAUCGUCCUGGCGGCCUGCAUGGAGAUCGCCGUGGUGGCCGGCUUCGCAGCUUUCCUGGGGAAAUACCUGGAGCAGCAGUUCAACCUCACCACCACCUCAGCCAACCAGCUGCUAGGUAUGACGGCCAUUCCCUGCGCCUGUCUGGGGAUCUUCAUGGGCGGCCUGCUGGUGAAGAAGCUGAACCUCUCGGCGAUGGGAGCUAUCCGCAUGGCCAUGUUGGUGAACCUGAUCUCCACUGCCUGCUACGUCUCCUUCCUGUUCCUGGGCUGCAACACGGGCCCCGUCGCCGGAGUAACGGUCCCAUACGGCAACGAGACCUUACGAGUGGGAGAGAAACCAGAAGCUCCGUGCAUCAGCCACUGCACCUGCUUCACCUCCUCCAUCAGCCCCGUGUGCGGCUCCAACGGCGUCACCUACCUGUCCGCCUGCUUCGCCGGCUGCACCCGCACGGGAAACUCUCGGACCAUGUCCAACAUCUCUCAGAACCUGACGGCAUGUGGCUGCGUAUCUACUGAAAGCGGGCUCGGCACUGCAGUUCCAGGCAAAUGUCCCGUGCCGGGCUGCCAGGAGGCUUUCCUCAUCUUCCUGUGCGUGAUCUGCGUGUGCAGCCUGGUGGGAGCCAUGGCCCAGACUCCCUCUGUCAUCGUCCUAAUCAGGACUGUGAAUCCUGAGCUGAAGUCGUACGCACUCGGAGUGUUGUUCCUUCUGCUGCGACUCGUCGGAUUUAUCCCCCCUCCUCUGAUCUUCGGUGCUGCGAUCGACUCCACUUGCCUUUUCUGGAGCUCGGACUGCGGCGAGAAGGGCGCCUGCCUGCUGUACAACAACGUGACGUACAGGCAUCUCUACGUGAGCCUCGCCAUCGGUCUCAAGGGCGUGGCCUUCCUCCUCUACGCCACCUCAUGGUACUGCUUACGCAGGAACUACAGGAAAUACAUCAAAAGUCACGAGGGCCACAUGACGGCGGCUGAGUUUUACCCGUCGCUCAGCGACGGCCCCAAACUCACAGACAGGACAAAGUUCAUAUAUAACCUUGAGAACCAUGAGUUUUGUGAAAAUAUGGAGUCUGUUUUAUAAGGACAACGUGGACUUAAACAUUCUCUCAAAGGAACUUUUGAUUCUUCUUUUCUUGAAAGGAUAAAGACCCGUUAGGCUCUGAGGAGACGUGCUCUGCACUGGGCUCCGCACACUUUCCCAAAGGGUCCACGGUAGUUUACCAGACAGCUGUCGUCAAGUGUCGCCAGUGAAUUCCUGUGUUGACUUGGUGGUAGGAAACAACUACAGAUCCGUCUGGCUCGGCCCCACUCCUUCGUUAGUGAGUGGACUUGCCGCUACUAUGGCUGUAAUCGCCGUACCGGACCCAGUCAUGACUGGUGAUCUGUGCGACGGGUUUCUUUUAAUCCGCACUGUGUUCAUUCACUCUCAAACAAAACUAAAAUAAACACAAAAAAAAAACAGGAGAGCUUUACAUGGUUAAACACAAAACAGUUGGGUUCUUCAGUUGUUUAAAAGUUGCCAAGUGUUUACAUACUAAGUAGUUUAACAGUUACUGCAGUUUACUUCAAUGCAGGGUGGUUUCUUAAAGCCACACUGUAACAAUACCACGUCUGGCCAUGAGGGGGCAGCAUAUCACGUAAACGCCUGGCCUAACACACCAGGAAGUAGCGCACCUCUGCUGGGACAAAGUUGUAUUAGAAGAGGUGCCGGACAGUCUUCACCCAUUAACACUGAAUUGUCGGUGGCUCUUGUGUCGACACAGAUCAAAUCUGCCCCCGGGUGGUCAGAGCUGGUAUUGCUACGAAGAGCGGCUUUCGAGAAGAGAGACCAGAAGCACCCGAUGCGGGUUAUUAUAGUGGCCUAUUAGAUGUUUCACUUUCUUGUUCUCUUGCUGGAUCGUAGACACUGUUUUUGAUACUUGCUCAGACUGGACUGCAAAGUCUUGUCUUACAGGUGCAAAUGUGCAAUUUUCACAUCUGGUAUUUUCACAUUUAUUACCAGUCUUUUUGUCAAAUCCACAGGCUUAUUUUUCAUAGUAGCGUUUUUGUCUUUUUUCAUUUUCACUUCAGUUUUUACAUCUGCAGAGUCUACUCGGCCUAACAUGUCUUAAUAAAAGAUUAAUUAAAUAAGAAUCACUUAUUUUCGUUUUAGUUUCUGCACCAAGCAGAAGAGCAAUUAGGAAACUCAAGAGUAAUCAUUUUAUGUGCUUCAACAUUCAUGUUGUGAUGUGAUGCGCUUGCGUUAUUAGGCCCAGGAUAUUUUAUUAGCUUGUGCUUAAAACGACAGUAGAAAUCAUGUAUAAUCUAAUUGUUGGGGACACGCGUGAUGUCACAGAAGAUUUGGGAAUAUUUAUAGUGAGGAAGACGAUAUGUUGCAUUAUUGUUGGCAGGAAGAAAAGAAACACGGUCCGUGUCUUCAAACCGGGGCGUAAUGUUUAAGGUAAAGGCUACAGAAACCACGCAGGGGACUGUGCACAAAACAAAUGGCAUUUAACUUAUUCCUGUAUUCGAACAAGACUCUGCACACGUCACAUGUUACUUUACUGAUCUCUGCAGUUGCAGUUUUGACGUUGUCUCUUUUCUUACACUUUUUUUGUAUGGCAACAUAUCAUUUAUUUUACUGUGGAAAUAAAUAAUUUUUCAGAAAAA
Messenger RNA from Cololabis saira (Pacific saury), 3953 nucleotides. It is a transcript of the gene slco3a1a, whose product is annotated as solute carrier organic anion transporter family member 3A1a. The transcript is spliced from 10 exons. The record is from RefSeq and is a predicted model, not a curated record. Gene Ontology annotation, biological process: prostaglandin transport; transmembrane transport; sodium-independent organic anion transport. Gene Ontology annotation, cellular component: membrane. Gene Ontology annotation, molecular function: protein binding. NCBI's taxonomy places the organism in Eukaryota, Metazoa, Chordata, Actinopteri, Beloniformes, Belonidae. Bases 262 to 2385 code for a protein of 707 amino acids.